Prunus avium (sweet cherry) is the source of this 588-nucleotide messenger RNA. Lineage: Eukaryota; Viridiplantae; Streptophyta; Magnoliopsida; Rosales; Rosaceae. The record is from RefSeq and is a predicted model, not a curated record.
AUGAGCUGCCCUGUUUUGGGUCUGAAUUUGAAGAGCUUGGCAUUGGCUUGCGAUCCCUCGCUUGUUCACGUCGCGAUGACCAUUGAUUCAGAGUACUUGAGAGGCACCAUGGCUGCAGUUCACUUUGUUCUCAAGCACGCUUCUUGCCCAAAAAACACCUUCUUCCACUUCAUCGCCUCAGAUUCAAGUUUAGUCAAUUUACAGGACCUCACUCGCAUUGUCCAAUCGACCUUCCCUUCACUGAGUUUCCGAAUUUAUGUGUUCAGGGAAAGCCGCGUCAAGAAUCUGAUUUCGUCUUCGAUUCGACAAGCUCUCGACAACCCAUUGAACUACGCGAGAAACUACUUAGCUGACUUGCUCGACCCCUGUGUGGAGAGAGUGAUUUAUCUCGACUCUGAUGUCAUAGUUGUGGAUGAUGUGCAGAAGCUAUGGAAGAUCUCUUUAUCUGGGUCGAGAGUGAUUGGUGCUCCAGAGUAUUGCCAUGCAAAUUUCACCAAGUAUUUUUCUGAUGGGUUUUGGAAAGACCCUGAGCUCUCUAAAGUUUUUGAAGGGAAAAAGCCUUGUUAUUUCAACAAAGUGAAAAAAUAA